AUGGACUGCUUUGGGAUAGUCUUUGCUGAGCUGCAGCCGCUUUUGGUACAGAUGUUGAAAUCGACGGCUUUUCUCGUCCUUCAAGCCCCGUUUACUUGUCUCAAGGUAUCAAACUUCUUUUCAAAAAAUUCCAAUGAUUCGUACUUGAAUUUGAUCAUCUUUCUGCAGGGCCUCAACAACGUAAUGGCACCAGCGGUCUUUCCAAUUGCCAUCACCUCAAUGUCGCUUUCGACCGAAUUCCUCGGAAACGUCACCAGCACCAACACAGAAGACAUUCGCGACCUCGGCUUCUCAGGAACCGUUGGGAGCGUCAACAUCAACACGUACGGCGAUACACUGAUCUGCGGUGAUGGCUCCGCUCAUGACCGUUAUUACCAAACUCCUCCCUGUCUUCUGCUCCAUGCAAACUCGGCAGCUUAUGCUAGGUCAGACCCGCGCUAUAUCACGGAUUUCAAUCUUGAUAGAAAUGGUAACGCCCAGAUAUUUUGUGGUUACUUCGAUGAUGAGACGCCGGAGUCCAGUUACGGAAUGGGACUCACGAAUGUGAUCGCACUGCCCGGCUCGUCCACGAAGGGAAUCUUGUAUUUCUUGAAGAAUUUCCGGCCGAAUGGGAAGGAUAUGAUUGUUGGAGCUGGUGUUGCUGUUGUUGAUGUCUCAGGAUCAUAUCCCACUUGCCGGCGUACUUCAAAGUAG
Cadophora gregata is the source of this 693-nucleotide messenger RNA. RefSeq lists its product as uncharacterized. The record is from RefSeq and is a predicted model, not a curated record. Lineage: Eukaryota; Fungi; Ascomycota; Leotiomycetes; Helotiales; Ploettnerulaceae. The transcript has a single exon. Bases 1 to 693 code for a protein of 230 amino acids.